Myxocyprinus asiaticus (Chinese sucker) is the source of this 2104-nucleotide messenger RNA. RefSeq names its product transcription cofactor vestigial-like protein 1. The record is from RefSeq and is a predicted model, not a curated record. The transcript is spliced from 4 exons. Gene Ontology annotation, cellular component: nucleus. NCBI's taxonomy places the organism in Eukaryota, Metazoa, Chordata, Actinopteri, Cypriniformes, Catostomidae. The coding region runs from base 196 to 822 and encodes 208 amino acids. Gene Ontology annotation, biological process: regulation of transcription by RNA polymerase II.
UUUAGUCAAACCUCUUUUCAAUAAGAAACUAAUUACUUAAUGGUGGGCGACAUUGAAACAAAUAUUGCAGCGUGUUGGCUCCCAUGGAAUGAGCGGAUGUCGCCUUUACUGGAUUAAUGUACUGUAGGUGUAAUUGAUCGGGUAGCACGUGUCUGAUUGAACAGACUUGAGAUAUAACGACUUGUCCGAUCAGAGAUGGAGGAGAAUGAGAGCCUUGUGGCUGGGAAGACUGAGGAGCAGUCAGGUAGUGUUCUUCUCACCUACUUUCAAGGAGACAUCAACAGCAUGGUGGAUGAUCAUUUCUCCCGUGCUCUGUGUAACUCAACUAAACCAAAAAGAGAAUACUCCAAAAGCAAAAGGAACCGCAAAUCCUCUCAAACAAUAGGUGGGUAUGGAUCAAGUCAAUGGGAAGCACAUUCACACAAAGGGAUUCAGUCCAUGUUUCCUCCAGAACAGCUCCAGCUAGCAACAAGCUGUGAACCUCAAUCGAACACUUACAUGCCACUGAAUCACUCUGCAAACAGCUCCAUCCUCUGGUCGGGGGCUUCUAACCAGGGUAUGAGUCUUGCUCUGCCUCCCAUGGGAUACCCCUCAGCUAUAUCUGAUGGUUCAAUGGUGGCAAGACACCAGUAUACUCAUUCUCUGUUAAACCUGCUUCACAAUGAUCGCCCCGACCUGGGCACAGUGGUGGUCAACCCCUCCAAACAAGACCACAUUUCUGAAUGGACAAAGUAUCCCAGAUUUGGGAACCAGAUGAGUUCUGAAGUCAACCUUGACUCUGGUGUAUUGGUGAUGGAGAAGGAGGAUUUUUAUUGGUGUUAAUGGAUCAUUAAUUAAGAUUUAAUACCAAGAACCAAAAGGUCUCUCGUAUCUUUCUUUGUACUGGCCAAGUGAAAAAGAACCUUGCAGUUUUUUGCACCUUUACCUGAAGACUUUUGCAUCUCCAACCUGUUUAGAAACUUGCUGUUCGUGUACCACAGAACAAAAGAUUGUGCAAGAGUUUGGCUCCAGGUUAUAUGGUUAAAGACGCUUUAGACACACACAGAAACACAUACAAACAGAAUAUUUUGUAUUUCUUUCAUAUGAUAAACCGAAAGGAAAAGUUCAUUUGUAGCAACUAGAUUAGAUUUAUUUCUUGUUGUUUGAAGAUUCUGUGACAAUCUCAGACUUCUGAUAGACUUGUUAACCUAUUUUUGUAACAUUUACCUUGUUAGAAAGCCACAUCAGAACAUUGAAUAACUUUGCAAAAUCGGCAUAGAUGGACAUUUAUUUGUUGAUUACAGUGUAUUUGUAAAUUAUUUGCAAAUUUGUAAGUUAGUAUAUUGGCUAUAGUAUAUAGAAACUGGGUAAAAUGUGGAUGUUUUACUUAAAUAAUUUAUGGCUAGGCAAUAGUGCAUACAUACAGUAUAAAAUAUUGUAUUAUAGACAGGGAUGGGAGGGUUACUUUUGAAAUUUAUUCCACUACAGAUUACAGAAUACAUGCUUUAAAAUGUCAUUUGUAAUGUAUUCCAUUAGAUUACUCAAGGUCAGUAACGUAUUCUAAAUACUUUUGACUACUUCAGCACUGGUAGAUUUUUUCACUUGUUUUGACUAUAAAACUCUGCCAGUACAGUAAGACAAAAUACACAUGUUAAAAAUACAUUCUCUGAAAAACCUAAAUACCUUAUUCAGUGUUGUUUCUAAAACAAGAUAAAUCAAAUUGAUCUUGUUUCAAGGAUUUUUAGAUAUUUUUACAGGAAAACAAUACAAAAAUUAUUAUCAAGAAUACGAUUUUUUUGCCCUAAUAUCAAAGGUCUUCCUAGAAAAAAAGAAAUUAUGAUCCAAAGUGAAUUUUCUUGAUAAAUAAAUAUGAUCGUGCCUGGUAACAUGUGUAUGAAAAAUGGCUAGAAAUAGCAUUUUAGCUUAGCAUAAAGCUGACAAUUUACACAAGGUUUAUUUCUAUUUCUUCUGCUCCAAACUUACUUCAAACUUACUUCUCUGUCUGCUUGUAUGAAUGUAACACAUCAUAAGAAAGUGUUUCACCGCUGUUCAAAUGCACUUUGGAUCGCAUAAUUUAUAUGUAUAAAUGUUUUCCAUCUGAAAGGACUAAAUUUUAAAUGAAACA